Molecule: messenger RNA, 1442 nt
Organism: Marmota monax (woodchuck)
Lineage: Eukaryota; Metazoa; Chordata; Mammalia; Rodentia; Sciuridae
Product: CMRF-35-like molecule 4
Exons: 4
Coding region: 345-1019 (224 amino acids)
Cellular component (GO): plasma membrane
Molecular function (GO): transmembrane signaling receptor activity
Source: RefSeq, a predicted model, not a curated record
AAGGAGGAGAGGAGGAGUGACAGGGCCAGAAGGAAGCCUGGCCCUGCAGACCUGGGGUGAGGGCAGUCCUGCCACCUUGGGGCCAGGCGGGUCCCACACACCACACCUUCCCGUCCCUGGCUUUCAUAGGACAGCACAAGCCCAGGGCCACCUCGGGGGCCGCUUGGCCCCUGCAUCUUCUCCAUUUUCUCCCCAGCCCCAGGAACAGACUAAAGAGGACAAGUGGGAAGCAGCUGCCCCAGAGAAAAGCAGAAGUGGGAGCCCUGGAGACUGACCCUCCCCAGGGGGCUGGAGCCUGUGUCCUGUGGGGCUUGGUGCCCGGAGGUGACAUCUGUGCAGGAGAAAUGAGCCCCAGGGGCCUGAUGGCCUGGCCCCCCUUGGCUCUGCUGCUUCUCUGGCUCCCAGACUGUGUUCCUCUGAGUGGCCCCAGCAAGGUGACGGGCACCGUGGGAGGAUCCCUGACCGUGCAGUGUCACUAUGGCGAGAAAUUCAAGGACAAUGACAAACUGUGGUGCAAAAAAUCACUUGUAAGUUGUAAAGAUAUUGUGAAGACUAGAGGCUCAGAGACAGAGGUGCGGAGCGGCCGAGUAUCCAUCCGCGACCACCCUGCAAACCUCAGCUUCACAGUGACCAUGGAGCGCCUCACCCUGGAGGACGCAGGCUCCUAUGAGUGCCGGGUAGACACACCAUGGCACGAAGGCUUUGACCCCUUCUUCGAGGUUGAGGUGGCCGUGCAGCCAGAUUUGCCACCAGCAACGUCAGGGACACUUACAAGUGUCACGACAGCGAAGACCUUGACAACCACAAGCAGAGCCCAAGGUGCACUGUCCACCAGCCUGGCCACAGAGAGUGCCACCCCUGAUCCCAGGAGCCAGGACCUCUACCAUGGCCAGGGCCCAGGGCCCCUGGUCAUCAGUGUCUACCUCCUGCUCCUGGCCUUGAAGGUGCUCCUGCUCCUGAGCAUGCUCAGUGCUGUCCUCUGGGUGAACAGGCCUCAGAGAAGCUCCAGGUCCAGGUGACGGCAGCAUGACUGUGAGAACCAGUGACCUCUGCUGUCCUGAGGCCACCUCCAGGGACACCCCCUGCUGGAGGAGGGGACAACUCCUGACUUAUCUGCAUUUCUAUUAGAACCCUCUGAGGCCUUUGUGACCUUCUAGAAGCCUUUCCUUGGCUCAUCACACACAUGGACAGGCGUGUCUAGUGCGUGCACUUCCAGCCAAGGCCACUGCAGCCCGUGUGCCCAGCCUGUCACGGGGCAUCGCUGACGUGAUGCAGCCCUUCUGGUCUCUUGUGCCUCCUUCCUACCCUCCUGGGCGCCCUAACAGGGCUGCAUGCUCCUCCUCCACCUGCUUGAAGGUCUGCACUGCCAUGCGUAUGCUCCCAGGGCGCAAGGUUUAGCUUUGCUCAUUGUUGAACUUCACAUAAACAGGAUUUUAUGUUCA